Aureobasidium pullulans EXF-150 is the source of this 1638-nucleotide messenger RNA. RefSeq names its product tyrosyl-tRNA synthetase. The coding region runs from base 1 to 1638 and encodes 545 amino acids. Gene Ontology annotation, biological process: tyrosyl-tRNA aminoacylation. Gene Ontology annotation, molecular function: RNA binding; tyrosine-tRNA ligase activity; ATP binding. Gene Ontology annotation, cellular component: mitochondrion; cytosol. The transcript is spliced from 2 exons. Lineage: Eukaryota; Fungi; Ascomycota; Dothideomycetes; Dothideales; Saccotheciaceae. The record is from RefSeq and is a predicted model, not a curated record.
AUGCGAGGGCCGACACUCUGGCGGAGCAGAUCGCUACAGCCUCUCAGGCCGUAUGUUUGUGGUGACUGUAUUUCGAGAUCGGGGCUGCGUCGUUCCUCGCAGAAUGCCGUGGCAGGGAGCAACGACGCUUUAAAGUCAUGGGACGAACAGGCUCAGAAGACACGCGCCGGCGACAGAAAGAGCUUGUUGACGGUAUUGGAAGAGCGUGGUUAUGUCAAGGAUCUGGCAGGCGACCGCAAUGCCCUCGACAAACUGCUCACCGACAAGCGCAUCGGCGCCUACUCUGGCAUAGACCCUACCGCUCCCUCACUGCAUCUUGGUCACCUCCUCCCCAUGAUGGUCCUGUUCUGGAUGUACAUACAUGGCCACAAGGCCGUCUCCAUCAUCGGAGGUGCCACUGCAAAGAUUGGCGAUCCUACCGGCCGCUUGAUCAGCAGACAAGAGAUGGACAGAAACACAAGAUCCUCGAAUCUUGUCUCGUUGCACAAUUGCGUGAGGGGCAUGUGGAAGAGUGUCGAGAGAUAUGCUGAGAGACAUGGCUACCCGAAAGACAAGGCCUGGAGCAAGAGUAUACAGAACAAUUCCGUCUGGUUGGGCAAGCUGAAUAUCAUCGAUUUCUUGUCUGAUGCUGGUACCGUCGCUAGAAUGGGCGCUAUGCUUGGUAGAGAUACUGUCAAGAACAAGAUGGCUCAAGGUGAUGGCAUGUCUUAUGCCGAGUUUACCUAUCCUCUUCUACAGGCCUAUGACUGGUGGCAUUUGUAUCAAUCAGGUGUUCAAGUCCAGAUCGGUGGCUCUGAUCAGUACGGAAACAUUGUCGCUGGCAUUGAUCUCAUCAAACAUUUGACUCCUAGACCGUCGACUUCACCCGAGACCAAGCAGUUGUCUGGUCCAUUCGGUCUGACUGUCCCCCUUUUGACCACUGCUGCCGGUGCCAAGUUUGGCAAGAGUGCCGGAAAUGCAAUCUGGCUCGACAAGACCAUGACCAGUCCUUUUGAGCUGUAUGGUUUCCUUGUACGAUCUGCUGAUGCUGACGUCGAGCGCUACCUGAAACUCUUCACCUUCCUUCCUCUGGAGCAUAUCGCUGCUGUCAUGACUGAGCACGAAGCCGAUCCCAGCCAGCGCAAAGCUCAGCAUCUCCUAGCACGCGAAGUCGUCGAUCUAGUCCAUGGUACCGAAGAGGCUCAGAAUACCCAGAACCAACACACUUUCUCGCGCCGACCAAACUUGCAGUCCUUGCAAGCCGAAGCCGAGAACAGCAAGGAUAGUCUCAACCGUCUCUAUCUCCCCCAAAGUCUAGUCCAAGGCAAGCAACCAGCACGCAUUCUGUAUCAUGCUGGCCUAGCCAAGAGCAAUAGCGAUGGUACCCGCAUGGUCAACUCUGGAGGUGCCUACAUUGGAAGUCAAACCAGCGAACAAGAGGCAGCAACUGAGGGCGAGCUCAAGUUCCGAUCAUUGAAAGGUGUCACGUCUUCCGUCAUUACAGAGAUGAUGGAGAAGAGCAACGUGUUAGUCCUCAGAACGGGCAAAUGGAACGUCAAGCUCGUCGAAGUCAUCAGUGAUGCUGAGUUCGAGCAGAAGGGCCUCAGCGCGCCUGGUUGGGAAGAGUUCAAGGAAGCAAGAGAUGCGUCGUCGUCCUAG